GCUGCCAUGUGGGUGCAGGGGGUGCUGGUGGUCCUGCUCUCGGGGCUGUCGGCGCCGGGCCGGGCCCAGCCCCCGCGCUGCCGGGUGGGGGAGCGGCUGCCGGUGCCCGGCCCGGGGGGGGCGCCGGCCCCGCCGCCCCAGAGCCGUUGUCCCUGCGUCCCGCUGCGCUGGGUGCGUCUGGCCGCGGCCGGGGCCGGCCUGGCUCUGGGCCUGCUCUGGAUCCGGUGCCGGAGGGCCCCCGUCCCGGCCGUCGCCCCCCAGGAGCCGGGGCCCCCCGAGGCCGCCCUGCUGCGCGACGUGGCCAUCCUCCUCCGCUUCAUCCGCGCCCAGCUGCGGCAGCUCGCCGGGACGGGGCGGGGAGACGCCCCCCGGGGGCCCCCCUGCCCCCCGGGGGCCCCCCUGCCCCAGCCCGCCUGCUAGCGGAGCAGCCUCCUGGCCUGGAGAUCGGCCUCAGCCCGGGGCGUCGGCGGGGGGAUUCAGGGGGUUCCCCCCCCCGUGCUACGGCACGGCUCUGUCCGGCCCCAUGGGCGCGGGAAUAAACACAGCUGGGAACCUC
Molecule: messenger RNA, 556 nt
Organism: Mauremys mutica (yellowpond turtle)
Lineage: Eukaryota; Metazoa; Chordata; Testudines; Geoemydidae
Product: synaptopodin 2-like protein
Exons: 2
Coding region: 7-420 (137 amino acids)
Source: RefSeq, a predicted model, not a curated record